CUAAUUGCUGUUGCUUCAGUGCUAGUGAAUCAACAUGCCAAGCUAAUAGCUGCAGGUAGAGGGCAGACAAAAUCCUGCUAGGAAUGUACAGCUAGUUGCUUGUGAUAACCAUAGCAGUUGGAAUGCGUAGCAGAACAUGGAGAAUGAUUGUGUGCUUUCUGGUCUAAUAUAAGAUCUUCUGAAAUGAACUUCUGAGUGAAGUUCAAUAGAAAAUGCUACAGCAGUUUUGUCUCUGGGAAUGGUUGGCUGUAGGAGUUGCGAUUGCUACUGUCUUCACCAAUUGUUUGGCUCAGAAUGAUGAUGACUGCAAGUUGGCCAGGGCAGGUCCUCCAGCCACAAUAGUUCCUAUAGAUGAAGAAAGCCGAAAUGGCACUAUCCUAGUGGACAGUAUGCUGAUAAAAGGGACAGCAGGAGGGACUGAUCCCACUAUUGAACUCUCAUUGAAGGACAACAUUGAUUACUGGGUGAUUCUGGAUCCCAUCAGCCAGAGGCUGUACCUAAACAGUACUGGACGACUUCUGGACAGAGAUCCACCAAUGUCAAUUCAAUCCAUUGUGGUUCAAGUCCAGUGCAUUAACAAAAAAGUUGGCACCGUUAUCUACCAUGAAGUACGGAUUGUGGUGAGAGACAGGAAUGAUAACUCCCCUCAUUUUCAGAAGCAGCGAUACUAUGUGGCAGUAAAUGAGUUAACACCAGUUGGAACCACCAUCUUUACAGGAUUCUCUGGGAACAAUGGUGCCAUGGACAUAGAUGAUGGUCCCAAUGGCCAGAUAGAAUAUGUCAUCCAGUACAAUCCUAAUGACCCAACAUCCAAUAGGACCUUUGACAUUCCUCUCACUUUGUCUGGAGCAGUAGUUUUACGGGAGAGACUAAAUUAUGAAGAAAAGACACGUUAUUUUGUUAUUGUUCAGGCAAAUGACCGGGCUCAAAAUCUUAAUGAACGAAGAACAAGUACAACCACCCUCACAGUUGAUGUGCUUGAUGGGGAUGAUCUUGGACCAAUGUUUCUCCCGUGUGUCUUAGUGAAUAACACUCGUGACUGUAGGCCACUCACCUACCAAGCCAGCUUACCAGAAUUCACUGAUCCUACACGAGUGAACCCCAUCAAUGUCACUCCACCAAUAGAAGCUAUAGAUCAGGACAAAAACAUCCAGCCUCCUUCUGAUCGACCACGCAUCCUCUAUUCCAUCCUACUUGGGACUCCUGAGGAUUAUCCACAAUACUUCUGUAUGAAUCUUACAACAGCUGUACUCAGUCUCCUAAAGCCAAUAAACAGGGAUUUACACCAGAAAUUUGAUUUGGUUAUUAAGGCAGAGCAAGACAAUGGUCAUCCACUUCCUGCCUUUGCCAAUUUACAUAUCGAAGUCCUGGAUGAGAACAAUCAGAAGCCUUACUUCACAGAAUCUCUGUACGAGGGGUUUAUUCUGGAGUCCUCCCCAGUGGGCACAACCAUCUCUGACAACCAGAAUUUGACUUCUCCACUACAAAUCAUAGCUUUGGACAAUGAUGUAGAAGAGACAAAGGAUCCACAGCUCCAUCUUUUCCUAAAUGAUUAUAAUACAUUCUUCACUGUGACUCAGACUGGUAUAACUCGGUACCUCACCUUACUCCAACCAGUUGAUAGAGAGCUCCAGCAGCUAUACACCUUCUCGAUGACAGCUUCUGAUGGUGUACAGGAGAGUAUGGCAGUUAUGGUCAGUAUCCUGGUGAUUGAUGCAAAUGAUAACUCUCCAGCCUUCUCCAACAUAUCAUACAAUGUCAAGAUUUAUACAGAUAUGAGGCCUGGGGAAAGCGUUAUAAAGCUCAGUGCCAUAGAUGCAGACCAAGGGCCAAAUGGGCAGAUCAUAUAUGAAAUUCUGGCUGGGGACCAGGGAGACUUCAUCAUUAAUGACCGAACGGGCCUUAUCACCAUCGCUCCAGGAGUUGUAUUGUCAGUAGGGAGGUCCUAUGCACUCACUGUCAAAGCAUCUGACAAUGCUCCUCCUGCACAGAGAAGGAGCUCCAUCACUACUGUUUACAUUGAGGUACUUCCUCCAAACAAUCAGAGCCCUCCCCGCUUUCCCCAGCUGAUGUACAGUCUUGAAAUCAGUGAGGCCAUGAGAAUUGGUGCCAUUUUGUUAAACCUGCAGGCCACUGAUCGAGAGGGUGACCCAAUAAGAUACCUCAUCCAAAAUGGAGAUCCUCAACAUGUUUUUAAUCUCUCUGAAACUUCUGGACUUCUUGCCUUAGGAAAGCCCUUGGACAGAGAAAGCACUGAUCGCUACAUUUUGAUUGUCACAGCCUCGGAUGGCAGACCAGAUGGGACCUCAACUGCCACUGUUAAUGUGGUGGUGACCGAUGUAAAUGACAAUGGACCAGUCUUUGAUCCCUUUCUACCUAAAAAUUUAUCUGUACAAGAAGAGGAAGUGAAUGCUUUUGUCGGGCAAGUGAGGGCUACGGACCCAGAUGCUGCAGUAAAUGGCCAAGUACAUUACAGCUUGGUAAACUUCAACAAUAUUUUCCGCAUCACAUCAAAUGGUAGCAUUUACACAGCAGUUAAACUGAACAGAGAAACAAGGGACUAUUAUGAACUUACAGUUGAAGCAACAGAUGGAGCUGUGGACCCCCGCCGUUCAACAUUAACUCUGGCAAUCAAAGUUCUGGAUAUUGAUGACAACAGCCCUAUGUUCACUAAUGCCUCCUACACUGUCUGUGUUCCAGAAAAUCUACCACCUGGCACAGUCUUCCUGCGAAUAGAGGCAAAGGAUAUUGACCUUGGUUCAAAUGUUACCUAUCGGAUACGAACCCAGGAAGCACUGCCGUUUUUUUCAUUGAACAAGUUCACAGGAGAAUUAUCACUUUUAAAAUCCCUGGAUUAUGAGUCAUUCUCUGGAACAGAGGCAACCUUUACCUUUCUAGUGGAAGCCUUUGAUAGUGGAGGAACUAUGCCUCCAGGACUAGCUACUGUCACUGUGAGAGUAAAGGAUAUGAAUGAUUACUCCCCAGUAUUUAGCAACGCUCUCUACAGGGGAAUGGUUGCUCCCGAUGCAAUCAAGGGCACUGUUAUUGCUACAGUUUCAGCUGAAGAUCAGGAUCCUCCGGGUACACCAGCAAGUCGUGUAAGGUAUAAAGUAGAUGUCAUCCAGUUCCCUUACAGUGCUAGCAUUUUUGAUGUAGAGGAAAAUUCAGGAUGUGUAGUAACCCGAGUAAAUCUUAAUGAAGAGCCCAGUACGAUAUUUAAGCUAGUGGUCAUUGCAUAUGAUGAUGGUGAUCCUGUGAAGUUCAAUACCACCACUGUAGAAAUUGCUGUAUUGCAACCCUCUGUAAUUCCACGGUUUGCCCAGGAUGAAUACAGACCCCUGCCAGUGAAUGAAGGUGCACCCAAAGGAACUCUGAUUGCUGUUGUUACUGCUGCUGCCUUGAAUCAGACUAUUGUGUAUUCAAUUGUUUCAGGAAAUGAAGAUGAUGUGUUUGCCAUUAAUAACAGAACAGGUGUUAUCUUCAUUAAAAAGCCUCUUGACUAUGAAAGUGUGAAAAGCUAUGAACUUCGGGUACAAGCAGACUCCCUACAAGUAGUUCAAUCCAAUCUACGUGUCCCUUCCAAAAGUAACACAGCCAAGGUGUUUAUUGAAGUGCAGGAUGAAAAUGACCAUGCUCCUGUCUUUACCAAAAAACUCUACAUUGGAGGAGUGUCUGAAGAUGCUAAAAUGUUUUCUUCUGUGAUGAAAGUUAAGGCUGAUGAUAAAGACACUGGAAAUUACAGUGCUAUGCAGUACAGACUCAUCAUACCCCCAAUAAAGGAUGGCAAAGAAGGUUUUGUGAUCGAACCCUAUGAAGGGCUUAUAAAAACUGCAAUGCUGUUCAAAAAUAUGAGAAGGUCCUAUUUCAAGUUUCAGGUCAUUGCAACUGACAAUUAUGGGAAAGGACUGAGCAGCAAAUCAGAAGUACUUGUCUCUGUGGUCAAUCAGUUGGAUAUGCAAGUCAUCGUUUCUAAUGUUCCUCCCACUCUUGUGGAACAAAACAAAGAUCAACUUAUAGGGAUUUUGGAACGCUAUGUUCAAGAUCAGAUUCCUGGUGCAACGGUUGUGGUAGAAUCCAUUGGUGCCCGCAGAUUUGGAGAUGGCUUUUCAGAAGAGGAUUACUCCAAAUCUGACUUAAUGGUCUAUGCAAUUGACCCUCAAACAAACCGAGCUAUAAUGAGGAAUGAACUUUUUAAGUUUUUGGAUGGAAAACUUCUGGAUAUCAAUAAAGAAUUUCAGCCAUACCUUGGACAAGGAGGGCGUAUUCUGGAAAUCCGCACCCCGGAUGUGGUGGCCAAUGUUAAGAAGCAGGCACAAGCUGUAGGCUACACAGAAGGGGCAUUGCUUGCUUUGGCUGUCAUAAUCAUCCUUUGCUGCAUGCCUGCUAUUUUAAUCGUUAUGGUCAGCUACAGACAAUUUAAAGAGCGGCAAGCUGAAUGUGCAAAGACAGCAAGAAUCCAGAUGGCCUUACCAGCCGGCAAACCAUCAAGUAGCGCUGCCAAUAAUCUCUAUGAAGAACUCGGUGACAGCACCAUUCUUUUUCUUCUCUACCAUUUCCAACAAAGCAGGGGAAAAAAGUCAGUCUUAGAAGAAGGAGACCGUCAAAGAGUAAUAAGCAGCUUUGCUUCACGUGCUAUUGAGGCUCACAAGCAGUCUAAUAUCAAUGGAUCGUUGAACAAUAAUCUCCCCAAAUCUGCAAGUAACAUUACAUUUUUAUCUGAUGAGAACCCACUAACAACUCAGAAUCCUUUGUAUAUGGAAGGUGUUGUUCAAGGUUCUCCAAGCUCUUCAUUGCUACGGAAGAGGAAAGAUAUUUUAGACAGUCUUUCACCUAGAAGAUUAGCCUUGAAAGAUGCCCUUUUGGGGUCCCCUUUGGGAGGCAUUCACCGUGCAUGGACAUUACCAAUUCGUAUUACUAGGAGACAUGUGUCUGAUGCUCUAAGUAGGCCAAUUAUCAUGGAUCCAGUUCAGUGGCAACAGGAAAGACUCAAAGCAGAGAAUGAAAGAACUGACAAUCAGCACGGCAGGGUUGAUAUUAGCAGUCCAAUAUUUAAAAAAAUUAUUGGCACCAAGUUAACUGUAAAAGAGAAGGCAAGACAGUUUGAGCAACAGGCUUUGCAGGAAAUGAAACAAGUGAAAUUCUCUGAUAUGAAAUGUUCACAUUCACCAACACACAGCAACUACCACGAAGAAGGAGAAAACAUGCUAGAGUUGUCUCCUGAAUGUCUGCUUGCUUCUCCAUGCCAUCGCUCUCCUCCUUUCUCCUCUUUGACACCUUCUACUGAAGUAGUUGAAUUUCAAUCACUUGCAGUUCCUUCAGUAAUCAUCACUCAUCAUGACUGUCCUGAAGAACUUUCUCCUCCACCAACUCACAAACCACCAACUCCUUCUUUUAGGAUAAAGAGACCAGUUCGCCAAAGUUUUCUGGCUGCUCAAACCAAAGUGGAAGUAACAGAAAGCAUUCCAGAUCCACCCAGAACUCCCCCUCCUCCACCACCCCUGCUGCCACUUCCUCCUCCAACUCCUCCUCCAUUGCCACCACAACCUCCAUCUCUUCCUACCAUUUCUCUAGCCCUCUCCUCCUCAUCUACUCUAAGUACCCAGCACCUUUCUCCUGUAAAGCAUACUAAGUCCCCUGCCAAACAGCUACCAGUAUCAUCCCAGGCCACAGCACCUGAGCCACCACCUCACAGGGAGUUGAAAGGGAUUCUCAAAAAUAUUCACAACUUAGCAGAUAUUGAAAAAUCUGUGGCCAACAUGUACAGUCAAAUAGACAAAAACCACAUUCUACCCAAGCACAUAUCCAAACUUAAACCAAUUGCAGCAUCUGAACUGCCAACUACAGAAACUGUUGCUGAGCACAGCCAGCAGAAUGGCAACUUGAGCUGUAUAGUUGAGGAACUUGAAAAGCGAUUUCCAUCCCAGUCCACUGCAUUAUAAAAUUACAGUUGAAUUUUUUGAAAUUUUUCUUGUUAUAUUUUGUAUGACAUGGCUAUCGCAGUACAUGCUAUCUGCCUCAUAUGUUCCGUAGCUAAAGUACUUCAACACUGAUGAAAGAAUUCAGACUUUUUUCCUCUUUGCUGAAUAUUGCUAUUUGUUUGUUCCUGAUGCUAAACCUACAGUCCAUUUUCUUUGCCUGAUCACUCAUAACUUUGUAAUGUAUGAUAUUUUUAAAGGUAGUUCUGGCCACUCUUCAUUUUACUGUUUUAUUAUGCUGAUUUUUCUUCUUUGUCUGCAUGCAAAAGAUUCAUGGGGAAAAGUGUCCCUUUAAAACCAAUGAACUACAUGUAGCAGGCAUAUGUUGACACUGCUUUAUUCUAAACACUCUGCAUUGUUUUGUCACGAGGGAACUCUAGUGUUGUAGGUUAUGUCAAUAAGCAAGGCAAUUAUCCUGAAAUACUGAAGGCAUCUCUUGCUUUACCCAUAAAGUGUACAUCAUGGGAGAACGCUUACUUUUACUGUAAAAUGUUGGAUGUCACAGAAAAGCAAAUGAUGCUAGAAAACCAACUCAGCAAUAACAAGACAAAGUUGUUACAAUAAUGUAUCAUGUCAUUCUAUAGGAGAUUGUAUAACAUUUUGCUCUGGUGAUGUGCUUUCAUCUCACUGUUGCCCUUGUAGGUUUGAUAAUGUUUUUUUCUAUUUAUUUGUCAGUCAACCUUAUUGUCCUCCUUUUUGUUAUCUAUAUUAUGCCUCCCAUUGCUUUCUUUAUUCCGAAACUUCUUAUUGCGGGUCUUCACUUUUGUAAACCAUUUAAUGUAAAAAGAGCUUGUUAAUUGUGCUUGUUCAUAUUAAUUAGGUAUCUCUUUAAUCAUAUUUCAUGCUAACUUGCUAAAUAUUGGUGGUUAUUUCCACCAAUAACAUUUUUGCGUAUCUUUGAAUGUAAUAAUCAUUCUGAUCAGUGUCAUAAAAAAAGGUUUUAUAAGUGUCUGUAAAAGAUGUAUAUAGUAUGGGUAGCAUUAAUUUAAUUAAACCUACACUUAAAUAUUUCGAUUAUAUUAAAUUAGCUUGUCCUUUGAAACAAAUAAUAAGUAAAAGGAGGUUUGGCAUAAAAAAAU
Mauremys mutica (yellowpond turtle) is the source of this 7054-nucleotide messenger RNA. It is a transcript of the gene PCDH15, whose product is annotated as protocadherin related 15. The record is from RefSeq and is a predicted model, not a curated record. Bases 213 to 5939 code for a protein of 1908 amino acids. Gene Ontology annotation, cellular component: catenin complex; plasma membrane; adherens junction. Gene Ontology annotation, molecular function: calcium ion binding; cadherin binding. Gene Ontology annotation, biological process: sensory perception of sound; cell morphogenesis; inner ear development. The transcript is spliced from 33 exons. NCBI's taxonomy places the organism in Eukaryota, Metazoa, Chordata, Testudines, Geoemydidae.